AUGGUGGCGGAGAGAGGAAGAGGAGAAGGAGGAAGAGGCGACGGCGGUGGCAGCAGCGGAAGGAGGAGGAGACGGCGGCGGGUCCCUGCGCUAGUGGCUCCUACGGAGGGCGGCGGGCAUAGAGAUCCCGGAGCGGCGGCGGAGGAGGAGGACGGGGACGGCCGGGAGAAGGACGAAAGGGCUGAGGCGAGCCUCUCUUCGCCCAGGCGGUCCCGGGACGUCUUCGACGGCGACGGCAGGAGCGAGCGGAAGCGCCUCGGUCUGCGCCUGUGCCUCGGCACGGGAGGGAGCGAGCGCGGAGCGGAGCUGCGCGGCCAGGACCCACCACUCAAAAUGGCAGCGCCUGAGUCACACAGACACCGCCCUGCCCGCACUACGCAGGCGCGCUCUGACGGGCGCGUACCAAGCGCAAGAGCCUCCCCACCCCCCUCCCGGGGGGGGGGGGCACAGAACGUUGUGCUCCAGGCAGUAAGGCUCAGCGGUAGCCUCGCUAGCCACAGACACUCCUGUUCGGGAGAGACGGAGGGGAGAGUACGACGGCGGCAGAGCAUCUCCGAGCCGUCGCCACACCAAGAAUUGGGGUCGCACUUCCCUGCUCUUCCCCCCCCCCCCCCCACUGUCACGCCUCGUGCCACCGCCCUCCUGCCCCACGUGAUGCCGAGUGGGGCCUGGCCCGCCGGACAAGGACCCGGAUGGGGUUGCUCAACGCAGUUCUCAGCGGAGGGGGGGGAGCGAGGGCAGGGCAGGAAGGCACAACGGGAGGAAGGGGACGCUGCCCCCCCCCUCCCCUCCCUGAGGGGGUAUCUGCCCGGGGCACCCCCCCCCCCCCCCCCCGCCUUCGUACAUGAAGGGAAUAUUUAAACUUUUUUCAACCUUAAGCGUCGUGAUGUUAUUGGCGUGCCAGGGGAAGCCUCGCCAUCCAGAAUUACCCAGGCUGGACGUAAGGUUCCAAAACGCCCGGCACCUGCGCCAGAGCUAAGGGGACGGUGACUCGCUGAGGGAGAGGCAGGCUGCGGAGGUGGGCGAAGGCGUCUCUCCCACCUUCCCUCUGGAAGCUGGCGCCUGUGACUCACCAGAACGGCAACGAUAUUAAAAAGAUUACAAGCGGAAGACAAGUGCGGGCACCGUCUAUCUCAUCUGGUUGUCUUUCCAAGCCCACGCAGCAUGGCCAUGGCACUCUCCAAUAAACUCAGGUAGAUGUCA
Messenger RNA from Aquila chrysaetos chrysaetos, 1203 nucleotides. Its product is annotated as 5E5 antigen-like. The coding region runs from base 1 to 861 and encodes 286 amino acids. NCBI's taxonomy places the organism in Eukaryota, Metazoa, Chordata, Aves, Accipitriformes, Accipitridae. The record is from RefSeq and is a predicted model, not a curated record. The transcript is spliced from 2 exons.